Messenger RNA from Athalia rosae (coleseed sawfly), 4003 nucleotides. It is a transcript of the gene dmrt99B, whose product is annotated as doublesex- and mab-3-related transcription factor A2. The record is from RefSeq and is a predicted model, not a curated record. The transcript has 5 exons. Lineage: Eukaryota; Metazoa; Arthropoda; Insecta; Hymenoptera; Athaliidae. Gene Ontology annotation, molecular function: DNA-binding transcription factor activity, RNA polymerase II-specific; RNA polymerase II cis-regulatory region sequence-specific DNA binding. Bases 947 to 2605 code for a protein of 552 amino acids. Gene Ontology annotation, biological process: sex differentiation; regulation of transcription by RNA polymerase II. Gene Ontology annotation, cellular component: nucleus.
UUGGACGUUCGAACGGCGGGCAACGUAACGUUCUUAUUCUUUCUAUUUUUCGAGCUAACGAAUCGCCUACUUUUGUCGCGAAUUUUGUCGAUACAUCCGUAGCGUCGACAGAAAUCACGUCGCGACAACGACGAGGAAAUAAAUACGUAUCGAUGAAAAAAAACGCGACUUAAAAGAUAAAAAGAAAGAAGAAGAACAAAUAAACCACCCUCGGAAAAUUUAAUCAACUUAACCAACGUAAUCUUUUUGGAACCGCGCACUUGUUACACGUUGUUACGAAUAAUAUAUACCGAAUGAACCCGUCGUGUGAAUUCUGUACAGUGAAUCGGCGACGCGAUUGGAUUUUUUGAUUCUUCCUGAUUGAGUCGCAUUGUGAUUACGAUUAGACGCAAGGUGAACGACAAAGUCGAACGACACCCCCGCCUCGACUUCGACCGAAGAGAGAUCAAGGGAUUUUUGGGGGAUGAUCGUGUAGAUCGUUGAUGUCGGAAAAAACUGCGGCGAAAUUUUUGGAAUACAUUCGAUUCGGAUUGUGAUACGUACGAUGGUGAGAUGUUAUAGUUCCGCGGAUUGAGCCGGAUAUUCUCCCCGACACGUAAUAACGAGGGUGCGUGCGGAGACGAAAAAAAUUAAUCAACAGUGUCGAGCGUUUCGGUAGAACCAGAUCUUUGUGAACCGGUAUACGAUCGGUAAUCGAAGUGGUGCGAUUAUGAGGGAUAAUAAUAAAGGAAUUUUAUAGUGUGUGAAAAUCAUAAAUAGAUGAGAAACUCCUUAUGAAGUUGUCAACCCUUUACCCUACCGAUUAAAGAACCGCGAACGUUUGCUGUGAUGAAAAACAUUGAAAUAGUGUGAACUUUGCUGUGCGGGUACAAUACAAUUACCUACUCAUAUAUAAAAAAAAAACGAGUAAAAAUUAAAUCGAGCGAUCGUCACCGAGAGGGGCGUGAUGUCUCUACCUCGAGGGGUGGGUCUCGGAGUGGACGUCGGUCAACUGAUGCAGCAGCAACAGCAACACCACGUAUUACCGGCGGCAUUUUUCCUGAGAGCCAGCGCCGAACGGUACCAAAGGACACCGAAAUGCGCGCGAUGCCGAAAUCACGGGGUCGUGUCGGCCCUCAAAGGACACAAACGAUACUGUCGGUGGAGGGACUGUGUCUGCGCGAAAUGCACCCUCAUAGCCGAAAGGCAACGCGUUAUGGCCGCACAGGUCGCCCUCAGGAGACAGCAGGCUCAAGAGGAAAGCGAAGCCCGAGAAUUGGGUCUGCAGUUGCAGUACAGCAAUAAUUGCGCGCCAACCGCCCCUCAAAAUUCUACGAAUAGUUUAGCGGUACCACCGUCCGGCGGAAGUCCGCCGGUGCAUCCUCAUCAACACCCGCAUCCUAAUUCGGGGCUGAACAUCACCCAGGGCAAUCAAAUUCAAAAUCAAUUGCAACAACAAAGUCAACAGCUCCAGGGAACGUUGCAACAACUUCGCGUACCGCAGGACGAUUAUCACGCCGCUAAUUUGAAAACGGAAAAAAACGACUCCUCGCGAACUUCACCCGGACCAAAGCGCGCCCGAAUAUCGGUAGAUUCGGCGGGGGAGGAUUCGGAGGAUCACGAUUCGGCGCCGGAUCAUAUUCAGCACGGCGUAACCAUAGAGCGUACGGGAAGUCGUCAGCAGGUGCCCAACGAUCGUCCGAUAUCGAAUCCGGCAUCGAGCGAUUUCACGACGGAACUGGAGGCUCCGCAGUCGAGGAGGAGCACGAACGGUUCGGAAUCGGCUAGUCCCGAUCCGCGUGAUUCGCCGGUGGAAAACACGCCGCCGUUGACACCGGCGCUAACACCCCAGCGCGAGGACACCCCCGCACCGGAAAAUCUCAGUCUACGUAAAAGCGGAAGUCCUCAAGCGCAACAGACGCCGGUUCAAACGCACCUCGUUCAGACUCAUCACAGUCCGCCGCCGCAUUCGUUGACGACCGCCGCCGCUCAUUUUUCACCCUACGCCCCUCUCUACGGACCAGCGGCGAGUUCCCUCUACUGCGCGCCGUCCUUGUACCAACAUCAGCACCAGCAUCAUCUGCACGAGCCGCGGGAUCUCCAGAUGCAAAUGCAGGGUAUACAACACUGCAACCUCCAGAUACAACAGAGGUCACCGGUCGACGUGCUACUGCGAGUGUUUCCCGGUCGUCGUCGCGCCGACGUCGAGGCGCUACUUCACCGGUGCAAAGGGGACGUGGUAUCGGCGAUGGAGGUGAUGGUCUGCGAGGACGCCCUUCAGCCGAAAUCGGCGUUCUCCCCGUUGGCCGGCGCCCUGGCCUCCGCGGCGGCGGCCGGAUUGGCCGGCGCGGCGUCGAGCGCCUAUUCAAGAAGCGCUUACUGCACGGCGGCAGCGUCACUCGCCCAGAGUCAGGGUCUUCAGAAUCCGAAUGCGAAUCCCCCGACCACCCGCCACAGAUUUUUGGCGGCGCCGUACACGGGCACCGGUUAUCUCCCCACGGUGAUAAGACCGCCGAAUCAGGGAGCCCAGGACUUCGUUGGCCACAACAACGGUGGUAAUUCCGGCGACGCCUACAGAGAGAUGAGUCCGGACAACGCGAGCGACAAGACCAGUUACUCCGAGUGAUACAUCGGCGGCUACUAUCAGCACGCUAGCUUCUACCAGUAGCCGCUAUUAUUUCGCAAUUAUAUAUUCGGGGCCUUUUGCAGGGAAAUCUGAAUAUAUAUAUAUAUAUAUACAUGAGAAAGACGAAAUAUAUAUAUAAUACGUGUUACUAUACUCGGAGACCGUGUGAAACUGCAUCGGUAACUUUAUACGAGGUCCCAUUAUAUGAUUAUACGCGGUUUUCAUGUGUCAUUCGAAAUCAUGCGAAAAUUAUUGGCGGAAAAAAAACGGUGAUACAGUUGUGUGGUAGUCUACCAAAGUCAUUGAUCGAUCUUUCGAAGCAUCGAUACGACGGAAAUUCGGAAGCAUCUUUGUACAGCUUUGUACGUAAGUACGUCGCAUUAUCUAUGAUUUGCCGAUUUUAGAUUCGCAGAUGCAAGCGUAUAAAUAGCGUGCGUAUGAUUGGUUAAUUAUAUAAUUACAUAUAUAUAUAUAGACACAUGCGUAAUCUCGAUCGAAUAAGCAGAUGUUAGAGUAAAGAUUAUAUUACAUACUUGGAUUAAUAAAAUAAGACUUGAUUGACGAACAAAAAAAUAAACCGAAAGCAUAAAAACCGACAGAAUCAAACUAACGUACCACACCCACGUAUGUAUUAUACAUAUAUCAUAUAUUAUCACCUAAUUCCCCGCGAAAUCAGAUAUCUAUAUACAUAUUAUACAUAAAUUUUAGCCAAUAUAUUAUAUUAUAAAUAAUGAAAAUUUUAGUGGUCAUCUUUUCAAUAAUGAUUCCGUAAUAAUAAUAUUUCCACUAUGAAUAAAAUGAUAUCACAACGUCAGGGAGGUUUGGCACCUGUAUGAAUGUACAUACAUGAUAAUAAUAAUCAUAAAUAUAUUAAUAAUAAUAAUAAUGAUAACGAUAAUGAUAAUGAUACCAAUAGUAAUACCGGCUAAAUAUUAUAAUAUACAAGCGACUCGUAAUACUUAUAUGAAAUGCGGUGUACGAAUAAACAUAAUAUCUCUACGUAUGAUAAUGAAAAAAAAAUAAUAGUGAUAAGAAGAAGAUUAGUAUUAACGAUAGUUGUAUAGAAAAUGUGUAAAUAAACGAAUUGCUAGUUAGCUUUACAGUGUUAUUAAAUUAAUUAGUUAAUUAAUUAAUGUUAUAAAAUAUAUAUAUAUAUAUAUUGUAUAUGUACACAGAAUACAUGUACGGCGUGUUUAUAGUUAAUUAUAGGUGAUAAUGUACCGGAAGCGAAAUUAACUGAUUUUAGGAAGAUGAAAAAAAAAAAAAAAUCAAACAAGAAAACGACGACGACGACGAGAAAACUAAUGAUAUCAGUAACGAUAAUGAGAAUAGUAAUAAACUGUACUACUGUACCGUACAACUAUGUAUAGCCCAAAAUAAAAAAUUAAUUAGUACAUA